Messenger RNA from Pelmatolapia mariae (spotted tilapia), 1200 nucleotides. It is a transcript of the gene endog, whose product is annotated as endonuclease G. Gene Ontology annotation, molecular function: metal ion binding; RNA endonuclease activity; nucleic acid binding. The coding region runs from base 425 to 1180 and encodes 251 amino acids. NCBI's taxonomy places the organism in Eukaryota, Metazoa, Chordata, Actinopteri, Cichliformes, Cichlidae. Gene Ontology annotation, biological process: apoptotic DNA fragmentation. The record is from RefSeq and is a predicted model, not a curated record. The transcript has 6 exons. Gene Ontology annotation, cellular component: mitochondrial inner membrane; nucleus.
UUUUUUUUGCCGAUGCCCGUGAUGCCGCACCGGGCAACCGCCCAUGUCGCCCGUAUCAAAAACCGCUACUGCUAACAGCACAUCCUGACUGUCAUGUCACAAUCAUUUGGCUCACUGGGUAAAUAAAAUGAAGUCUAUGGUAUGUUCUUCUAUCUGGCUGCUGUGGAACUCGUUUCAUCCGCCCUGCGACUGCAUUUCCUCCAUCAUCACUGAUCCUAGCUGACCUGAAGCAAACAUGAAGCCUGUAACAUAACAAAGGACAUCACUAAUGAUCACUGGGCUCAUACGGCAUGCUUCAUGCAGCAGCAACUCAACAGGAAGUAGUUUUUACUCACUCAGGCUCCAGCUGUGACUUUAACAGCUGCUCAUAAAACUAUAAAUAUAUUAAAAUGCAGUCAGAAGGAACAUUUACACCAUCUGCUGCAUGUCGAUGCUGCAGCAGCUCCUUCAGGUGAGUCCAGGUAGCUCAGGAGCUGUGAUGAAGUAUGGCUUCCCCUCACUGGGCAACAUCAAGACCAGAGAAUCCUACGUCACCUCCUACGACCCCCGCACGCGCACUGCAUCCUGGGUAAUAGAGCGGCUAAAUCCCGCCUCCCUGAGCGGCCUGUCAGACAGGAAGUACUGCGAGUUCAAAGAGGAUGACAGCGUUCAUGUUUUCCACCGAGCGACCAAUGCCGACUACAAGGGGAGCGGGUUCGACAGGGGCCACCUGGCCGCAGCAGCCAACCACAAGUGGAGCCAGAAAGCCAUGGACGACACGUUCUACCUGAGCAACGUGGCUCCACAGAACCCUCACCUGAACCAGAAUACCUGGAACAACCUGGAGAAACUCUGCCGCUCCCUCACCAAACGCUACCUCAACGUCUACGUCUGCACUGGCCCGCUCUACCUGCCCAGGCAAGAGGCUGACGGGAAACUCUACGUUCGAUAUCAAGUGAUAGGAGGAAACCACGUUGCCGUGCCCACACACUUCUUUAAGGUGCUGAUCCUGGAGCAAGCAGAUGGGAAGGGGGUGGAGCUCCGUUCAUACGUGUUACCAAACGAACCUAUCAGCGAGCAGGUUCCUCUGGAGCGUUUCCUGGUUCCCAUAGAAACCAUCGAGCGCACGUCAGGACUCCUGUUUGUGCCAAACAUCAUGAAGAGGACCGGCGGCGGCGUACGGGCCAUCACUGACAGAUGAGCUGCAUUACCCACAAUCCU